AUGACCAAAGUUGUCAUGUCCUGUCAGCGGAUUUUGAUAGAAUUGUGGCGCGACCAGGCCGCAGGCCCCAUUAACGCCCUAUACAUGGGCUACAGCAUUGGUUCCAUGUUAGCUCCACUCGCCAUUAACCCAUUCCUCGCCGUUUUGGAGUUUCGAUCUGACAGUCCCGUCAACGUGUCAAGCAAUAACGUCACUCUCCAAGGAGGCUGGGAAUUCAUCGUCAUAAAAGAAUCCCGUGUGUACGUAGCGUUCGCAACCAUCGGUCUCUGCGUGGCGACGCUGGUGAUGCCGUUUUUUGUGUACUCCUUCGUUAAGUGCUUCAGACGCAACAAGAACACUUAUUCGAACAUUGACGAACCGGGAGCGAGCGCUCUUUCGCCUUCGAAGAACGACAUAGUUAAGCGGGUGCUGGCUAUCCUGAAUCCAGCGUCCUACGCUGACGGAAAUUGCAAGUUCGGGCUUACUGUACUUGUGUUUACCAUACUGCUGUGCAUGAAUAUGAUGGGUGGUCUAAUGAUGUUCGGAAAUUUUGUGAGCAUGUUGUCCGUGGAUCAGCUUCAAUUCGCUUCAACAGAGGCUUACUAUCUUGACACGGUCUACUGGGGCGGUGUCACGAUCGGGCGAUUUGUAAGCGUUGUUCUAUCUCACUUUAUUUCUAUACGUAAACUUUUCCUGAUAGAUGUAUGUAUGAACCUUGUAGCUAUAACCUUCGCGGAUAUUUUCGCAACAAGAGGGAAGAAUUUCUUAUGGAUAUUCACUGCAGCAGUCGGUUUCUUCCUUGCGCCAAUCUCUCCGACCGGUAUCGCGUACAUCAAUACGCAGAUAGAGGUAGGGGGAAUCGUGCUGACGUUCGGCAUGCUCGCUUUUGGCUUCGGCGGACUUGUGUACAUGUGGAUUGAGGGCGCUCUGUACGUAACAUAUGGACCUAGCACGGUGUUUUACACUCUGCAAUUCUGUGCGAUAUUCGUGUGUCUUAUUUCAGUUAUAUUUGUCGCAAUAACCUGGAAACGAAAACGCUCCGCGAACAACGAGGACCAGACGCAGGUUGUGACGUCAGAUCAUGACGUUGCGACGACGUCGGUGUUGCGGUACAGCGAUUUAAAUACUAGUAACUGA
Molecule: messenger RNA, 1116 nt
Organism: Dreissena polymorpha
Lineage: Eukaryota; Metazoa; Mollusca; Bivalvia; Myida; Dreissenidae
Product: sodium-dependent glucose transporter 1A-like
Exons: 2
Coding region: 1-1116 (371 amino acids)
Source: RefSeq, a predicted model, not a curated record